AUGGCUGGAGACGAGCGCCCUCGGGUUCUCCUGUUUGAUAUUGGCGGAGUUUGUGUGUGCUCGCCAUUCCAAGCGAUUCUAGACUACGAACUCGCAAACAACAUCCCACCAGGAUGGGUGAACUUCAGCAUCUCACGGACUGCGCCCAAUGGCAGUUGGCAUAAGCUGGAGCGAGGCGAGAUCAAGAUGGAUGCAGAUUUCUUUUCAGCCUUCAGCCAGGAUCUCCGGAGGCCAGAGCUCUGGAAGGAAUUCCACGAGCGUCUUCGCAGAAAACAGAAUCCCCCGAAGACAUCAGAAUCUCUUCCUCCCGUGCCUGAGGUCGACGGGGAAUCACUCUUUUGGGAGAUGAUGCGAGUGUCUCGCGAACCAGAUCCACACAUGUUUCCUGCGCUGAAGAAGCUCAGAGCUUCGGGCCAAUUCCUGAUCGGUGCACUAUCAAAUACGGCAAUCUUUCCCGAAGGACAUCCUUACAACGAGGAUGCAUCUGGAGUCAGAUCACAGUUCGACUUCUUCAUUUCUUCCGCACAUGUUGGCCUAAGAAAGCCAGACCCUAGGAUAUAUGAGCUCGCGCUGAAGACGAUAAAGGAACACUCAACCAGCCGAGGAGUGACAGAUAUCCGCCCUUCCGAUGUCCUCUUUCUCGAUGACAUUGGAGAAAAUCUGAAGGCGGCGAAGAAGGCGGGGAUGAGAACGUUGAAAGUAAACCUCGGCAGGACACAGGACGCGGUCAAGGAACUGGAACAGAUAACUGGCAUCCCAUUGCUGGAGAGCCAAGAUAGACCUAAAUUGUAG
Molecule: messenger RNA, 792 nt
Organism: Rasamsonia emersonii CBS 393.64
Lineage: Eukaryota; Fungi; Ascomycota; Eurotiomycetes; Eurotiales; Trichocomaceae
Product: Microsomal epoxide hydrolase
Exons: 2
Coding region: 1-792 (263 amino acids)
Source: RefSeq, a predicted model, not a curated record